AUGGCCGCUGCUCUGCCCCGUGGGGUGUGCGGUCGCCAGUGCUGCAGUGAGGGUGUGUGGCUCAUAGCUGCACAGCUGAUGGUAAGACAUUUAUUUGUACUUUUUUCCCCCACUGAUUUUUCUAACUUCAAUGCAAAUCAAUAUGCCCUAGAUACUAAUGGAAUGGCUUCUGGAAAAUUGCAAAUUGGGAUUAUCUUCCUCAGUCAGAAUGGAGUCGGGAUCCUGGGGAAUGCCUAUCUCCUUUAUUUUUAUAACUUCACUUUAUCUGGAUACAAAUCAAGACCCAUAGACCUGAUUCUCACUCAAUUAGCCUUAGCCAAUGUCUUGGUCCUUUGCUCUAAAGGGAUACCGCAGACAAUGGCAACUUUUGGAUUGAAAUAUUUUCUGGAUAAUACUGGAUGUAAACUUGUCUUUUAUAAUCACAGAUUGGCCACAGGAGUUUCCUUCAGCACUCUCUGUCUCCUCAAUGGAUUGCAAGCCAUUAAACUCAAUCCCAGCAUAUGCAGGUGGUUGGAGCUAAAGAUCAGAUCCCUAAAGUUCAUUGGCUUCUGUUGUUUUCUCUGCUGGAUCCCGCAUCUCUUGAUAAAUACAAGUAUUCUUUUUAUAGUGAAUGGGCCAUUGAAUACCAGAAACCUUAGUGCGAAAAACACUUAUGGAUACUGUUCCUGGACAAUGCAGGAAAGUUUUGCCAUACUAUAUACUGUCAUAUAUUUUUCCCCUGACUUUAUGAGUUUGAGCUUCAUGGUUUGGCCCAAUGGCUCCAUGAUCUUUGUCCUGCAGAGACACAAGCAGCGAGUCCAACACAUUCAUAGGAACAAACUCUCCUCCAGACCUUCCCAUGAGGCCAGAGCCACAAGCACCAUCUUGAUCCUAGUGAGCUCCUUUUUUGCUUUCUAUUCAGUCUAUACUAUUCUGACAAUUUGGGUGACUCUAGAUGCAAACCCAGGCCAGUGGGUGGUGAACAACUCUGUGUUUGUGGCCUCAUGUUUUCCAGCUCUCAGCCCCUUUGUGCUCAUCUUCAGUGAUACCCGUGUCUCUCAGUUCUGCUUUGGAUGUAGGGCAUGGUAAACCCUUUUUCCUGAGCUGGUUGCCAUGCCAUGAGUGUGUUCUCUUCAUGGAAUUCAGUCAUUUAUUUAAAUAUUUAGGAACUAUUAAGUGCUGGUAAUUUGUGAUACCAACAUAAACAUGGGCUGUAUUGUCCCUGUCUAGAGCUAAAAAUUAAUAUCAUGGAUCCUGCUGUACAAAGAACACCCAAUCCAACUGUGUUAGGUACUUUAGGGGUGAAGUUCAGGGAAUCUCAAAAUAAGUUGAUGCAAGGAAACAUUUUUGUUUACAGAUUUAGGGGAAAUACCUCAUUAUGAGGGAUUUUUUUUUUUUUUUUUUUUGAGACAGAGUCUCACUCUGUCACCCUUGCUAGAGUGCAGAGAGUCAUCAUAGCUUACUGCAGCCUCAAACUCCUGGGCUUACGCGAUCCUCCUAGCGUGUUCAUGCUUG
Microcebus murinus (gray mouse lemur) is the source of this 1494-nucleotide messenger RNA. RefSeq names its product vomeronasal 1 receptor 1 (gene VN1R1). Gene Ontology annotation, biological process: G protein-coupled receptor signaling pathway. Gene Ontology annotation, cellular component: membrane. The record is from RefSeq and is a predicted model, not a curated record. Gene Ontology annotation, molecular function: pheromone receptor activity. Lineage: Eukaryota; Metazoa; Chordata; Mammalia; Primates; Cheirogaleidae.